UCAAAGAAAAGGCAAGAACCUUCCACCACAUCCAUGCUUCAGGAAGAUUUUAACCCCACAUUCAGUGAACGGGACAUUCCAUUGAGCCAAAUGUUUGAACCAACAGUCCAUAACUCCCCAGACCAAACAUAUCAGAGAAAAAGGAGAAGAGUUCUUAUUUCAAUUGAUAUUGAAGAUGAAGAAAGUCCCAAUUCCACACCUAAAGAGGCCUCCCAAACUCCUUCAAAUACACAGCCUCAUCAUCCUUCCGAGCCAAGUGACCCAAUUUUGAACCAAUCCACUUUGAACAACAGUCCUGAUGUGACUCUUGAAGCCUUUCCAAUGGAAGUCCUAUACCCAGGAACAACUGAACCCAUGAAUUUUCCUUCAGUCACCUCUUUAGACUCAUCUCAAAAUGGCAAUCCAACUUCUAUUGAUGAGAUUCCAACCAGAUAUCACUGUGACAUUUCAUCACCACUCAAUGAUCAAUUCAACGAGCCUUCCCAAUCCAAAUUUCAAACCAACCCUGAAACAGAAACAGAAGUUGAAGGAACUCCAACUAAUGGUCCUGAACCCACAAAUGAAAGUAACACAGAGGUUAGGACUGAAAAAAUGGACAAUGCCCCCUCAUCAGAUAAACAAGUUGGAGAGCAUACACCUACUCCCAUGGAUGACUCUCAUGGAAUCAACCAAACAACUGGGGUUAAAAACAUGGAACAAAAUCCAUCAGUAAAUGAAAACACUGAAGACAUUAACCCACAUGCAACAAGUGAGCCUCCUGGAAUUUCCCCAAGCUUACAAGCUCUAGAGGUUCCAAGUACUCUGAUCAGCCUUGAAACACCUCAUGUUUCAAUGGAGAAAACAACAAUUGGAGAAACCUCAACUCCAAUUACCAACCCCCUUAACCCAGCAUCAACUGUUGUGCAGGCUUCUUCAUCCUCCAAUACUGGUAGCCUGAGCAUAUGGGAAGAGAUUGCAGCUUUUCAAACGAGUGUUGAACACAUUUCUCCACUUCCAAAAAGUCUCCAUCACUUCAACCCUGAAGAUCAACAAGUCGUAUCUUCCUUCCUGAACCUCAUCAACACUUCCUUUGAAGAAAUAAUCUCAAAACAAUCGAUGGAAACCUUGAAUUGCCUGACUGCUAUUCAAAGGCUAUCUCCAACUCCAUUCAGUCAAAACCAACUCUCUCACCUUGCCCAAAUCAUUUCUGAAUGGUCAAUCAUUGUGGAGGCUGCUCAAAACUGCAGAAAUACAAUUCAAACAAAGAAAAAUUUCUUGAUGGCUGUCCAAACUACUUCUGAUUCAUUGAUAACUACUUGCCAAGCUUCCUUCAAUCUUUCUGAUCAAGACAGAAGUUUAGCUCUUCAAGAAACCAGAUUGGAAGCAGAACUAGCCCUUGUCAGACAAAAAAGGCAUGAACUUCAGAAGGAAAUGGACAAACUUGGCCAUGAAGCCAAAAUUUUACUCUCCAAGACUGAAAAUAACCUCUCAUCAAUACAAGCUGCGAAGGAAGAAUUUGAGCAAGCCCAAGCUACAUUUGCAACCACCCAAUCCAAAUUGAGCAUCCUUGCACACAUUUUCCCAAGGGACUAAACGAAUCUAUUUUAUUUUUUUAUGUUUGUAGUUUUCCUUUUUGUCCUCUCUUUGUAAGACUUAAUGGAAAACAAAUCUGUCUUUAUUGUGAGAGAACAGUCAUUCUAUAAAGAGGAUGAAAAUGGUCAUUGUAUUCUGUUCAA
Camellia sinensis is the source of this 1715-nucleotide messenger RNA. The record is from RefSeq and is a predicted model, not a curated record. Lineage: Eukaryota; Viridiplantae; Streptophyta; Magnoliopsida; Ericales; Theaceae.